This is a messenger RNA of Nicotiana attenuata, 1324 nucleotides long. Its product is annotated as RING-H2 finger protein ATL47-like. Bases 359 to 1123 code for a protein of 254 amino acids. The transcript is spliced from 5 exons. NCBI's taxonomy places the organism in Eukaryota, Viridiplantae, Streptophyta, Magnoliopsida, Solanales, Solanaceae. Gene Ontology annotation, biological process: protein ubiquitination. The record is from RefSeq and is a predicted model, not a curated record. Gene Ontology annotation, molecular function: ubiquitin protein ligase activity.
CAUACCAAAGACCAAAUCUUCUCUGUUUAUUUCUCUCACUCUAUUCUUCUUCUUCUUCCUCUAUAAUGCGAUUUUAAGACUGUGUCAAUAACCACUUUGUCUAAGUAAAUACUCCAUUUGACUACUUCAUCUUCUUCAUUCUAAGUGUUCAACUUUGUACUAAUCAACUUGUACAUUACAACGCAGUUUUCCUUUUUGCAUAUAUAUACCCAAUUGAGUGUUCUCACCAUUGCCCAGUUAGAAAAGAAGUUUUUCUUUUGGCUCACUGAUCAGUGAGUAGUGAUCAACUCACUGUGCGUUACGUUUGACAAAAAAUUGGUUACAAAAUUGAAAGUUUUCGCUUGGGAAAAUUGCAUAAAUGAUGACGAAUUACUAUCAGCUUGUGAAAUCUACUUCCUAUGAAGAUUCUUUAAAGGCAAUUGAGGCUGAUAUUCAGUAUGCCAAUUUGCUGGCAGCUUCUAUUCCAAGGUUCAAGAAUGGCACUUGUCUACAAAUGAAAUUGGUGUACAAUAACUUGGCACCAAUACUUGUGUUCUUGCUCCAGUGGAUGGGUUGCUCAUGCACAUGCUUACUUCCAAGUUAUUUCAAUCUCUUCCACAUAGUUGUAUACAAGGUUAUCCCCAAUAGCAAGAAGAAGAUUCAUUUAGAUGGGAGGAAAGCAAGCAUUAGAGAAUUCUAUGCGGUUCUAUUACCAUCUCUCCAGCGACUACAUGAUAGCUCAUCAGAGCACGAUUGUAGUCAAGAUGAACCUCAAGUGUCAAAAACGAUUGUUGGGAAGAAAGUACAAGAGAAAAAGCAUUUCGAUGCUGAUCUAGAGAAAGAAGAUGAAUGUGGAAUCUGCUUAGAACAGUGCGCCAAAAUAGUUUUGCCAAACUGCUGUCAUGCAAUGUGCAUUAAUUGCUAUCGUGACUGGAACUUAAGGUCCGAGUCCUGCCCAUUUUGCAGAGGAAACCUCAAAAGAGUGAACUCAGGGGACUUGUGGGUUCUCACGGGCAAUGGCGACAUUGUUGACCAGGAAACUCUUUCAAAUGAGGACAUGUUGCGGUUCUAUCUUUACAUAAACAGCCUACCUAAAGAUACUCCAGAUGCCCUCUUCUUAGUUUACUAUGAAUAUUUGAUAUGAUUUAAGUUAUGAACUUAGAAUUUGACUAGAAGUUUAACAAUGCCGACCAAAACAUGCGUAUAGAGUCUGGUGAAGCCUUCUUUUUCUUGUAUUGUUCAUUCUUUCGUAACAUUUCUUAUUAACUUUGUGCUGAAUAACUACAUGCUUAUUGUAUUUUAUCAAAGACCAUGAAGUACUGUUACCUAACUUUUAGCACUCUGA